AAUUGCAACGUGAAAGCGAAACUAACCGGAUCAAAUGUUUCAGGUGUGAAAACGUCCUUGAGAGAAACAUGUGUGGAGUGAAAACCAACAAAUAGUCAAAGCAUAAAAAGUGUAGGAGGAAUCUCCCAGUCCCUCCACAGCAGAAUGUAUCCUCUUCCUGUUAAUGGGAGGAGCAGGAAAGAGAAAGACAGAGAGAGAGAGACAGAGGCAGGGUCAGAGAAAAAGAGAUCGACGAAAGUACAGUAAAAGUUUUCAUAGCUAUUAUUCAUACCACAGAGGACACUCCAUUUCAACACAGUGAUCUGAAGCAGAGAAAUGGAUAUUGUUCAGCUGAUUCAACUGACAGCCCCACCAUUGAUAACACAUGAUAUAAUACAGUGUGUAAUUGAUGAAGACCUCAAAGUCCUCAAAAGGUUACUGAAGGUCAAUGACAUCAACAUGACCUUCCCAUGCAAAGAGUUGGGUGAUUAUAUAACCCCACUGAUUGCUGCUGUUGCAUAUCAAAAAGUGGAAAUUUGCAAGUACCUUCUAGGUCAGGAUGCGAACCCAAAUGUUGUUUCCCAGAAGGGCUUGACACCUUUGCAUUACGUCUCACUAUCCAAAGCACCACCAACUUUUGUCAGGAAACUAGUUGAAGCAUAUGCUAAUCCAGACGGAUGGUCUCUACAACAAUUCUCCCCUCUGCAAUUUGCAGCCAUCCUUGGCAGGCAGGAUGUCAUGGAGGAGCUCAUCUCUGCUGGUGCACCAAUUACUUUGUUGGAAGUUACUGAACCUAAAGAUUUGUCUCACAAUAUAAAAAUAGCCUCGAUGAUUAGUAACUUGGCAUCAAGUGGACAUGAACUAUGCUCCAAAGUAAGAGAUUUUUUUGAAAUGAAUAUUGCUAUGCAAAAAGGACAAGAACCUGAAAAUGUUAUUAGAGAUUUUAACAGUCGUAUGUUAAUGGAGGAACCUCAGACUCAUCUCAACAUGAUUGAAGUACUCUUUAAUGUAACGGGGAAAAAUGAAGGAAGAUUCCACCAGGGAUGCAUCAAAUGGCUGAGGGAUGGUGACAACAUGAACUCCUACAUUGCCGGGGCAGUGAGUCGCCUUCCAAAAAUUUACCUGGGGAAUGUACAUGUGCUUGUAAAAAGUUUACAUGCAGUCUUCUGCACAAUGGAGGAGAUACCAACUGAGCAAGCACUAGCUAUCAUCCCCCAACUGCUGGAUCGACUCUCCUCAAAAGAGAGAUGUGAUAUCAAGCUGUUAGAAGCUGUUCAGCAAACACUAUAUGUGAUAACACAGAAAACUCCGGUGACAAAUGGCUGGCAUCCCACUUUUAUUGAGAAGUUAUGUGUGACAGUCGCUCCUUUUGUGAAUGAUGGAUACUCAUCCAACGUUCGAGUCUACACCUAUGGCAUAGUAGGAAACUUGCUUUCGGUUGAACAUGCUGUUAACAUCUUUACAUCAGCGGGGAUAACUUCAGUGCCCGAGGACAUACUGGCCUCUGCAGAUAUGAAAAUGAAUGACAAGCUGAAAGAUGUGCUCAGACGGUUGAAAAAUCAUUUGAUCAAACAAAAUGGGGAGUGUGAAGAAUCCAGAAAAAAGAAGAAGAAGAAGAAGAAAAAGAAGAAGACAGAAAAGCAUGAAGACCCAAAUGACGAAGUGUGCAGCACUUCAACUGAUCCAACAGCAGUUCCUGGAAAAUCCCCAGUAACACAAAAGUGGCUACAAAUUAGCAAGAGGUGGAGGGAAAAAUUACAGAAAUUACACAGACUUGUGAGCACUGAUGAAAGUAAAGUCACCAGGAUUGGGAGCAUUGUUUACAUGUAUGAUGCAGAAUUUCGCAUAGCGAAGGGAAGUGAUGGUACUGAAGUCUUCUUGGGACUGAAAGGUGAUGGCACUGAAGUUGCAAUUAAGAGAAUGUCCAAAAGCAACUAUGAUGUGCUGAAGAAUGAGGAAGUACUUCUGCGACAUCCAAAGCUGUUCGAUAGCUGUAUCGUACGAUAUGUUGACUUUGCAGAGGAUGAGAACUUUGGAUAUCUUUGUCUCCAGCUUUGUGAAUACACCCUGGAAGAACAUAUCAGUAACAAUGAUGGCAGUCUGCGUCUAGAGGAACUUGUCUAUGACGUUCUUGACAGUUUAAGGUCGCUUCAUUGUCUAGAGCCACAAAUUCUCCACCGAGAUCUCAAACCACAAAAUGUUUUGAUUGAUGUGAACGGAAGAGCGAGAUUAGCUGAUUUUGGCAUUAGCAGACGUUUACCCAAAGACCAAACAACGCAUCACACACGCAGUGCAGGAACCGAAGGCUGGAUGGCCACAGAGACUUUAAAAGGAGGAGAUGAAAUACGAUACAAGUGGAGCACAGACAUACAGGUGGCAGGGAUGCUGAUUUAUUUCAUCCUCUCUGGAGGAGGCCAUCCUUUUGGUGAACCCUUUGAGCGUGUGUACAACAUUCAUCAAGGGACGCACACGUUGGAUCGUGUUCAAGACGUGGUGGCAAAAGAUCUCAUCGAGGGGAUGAUCGAUAGAGAACCAGAAAAAAGACAGAAAGUGGAAAAAUGUUUGAGUCAUCCCUUCUUCUGGACCAGCGCAAAGAAAGUAGAAUACUUGAGAAAAGUUGGAAACGAGAAAGAGGUGGCAAUCCGUCGGAAUACAAACCAGGACCUGAUUUCUUCACUGGAAGAAUGUGCUGGGGGUGUAUCUUACAAUCAGUGGAGAGAUAAGUUUUCUUCAGACUUGGUCAAGAUGGUGGAUGACAGGAAGAAACCCUACGCCGAAAGCAUACUGGGAUUACUUCGCUUUAUACGGAACCUCCUCGAGCACUAUCCCAAGGAAGCAGCCAAGGUUGAUCUGAUGUCACUGUUUCCUCAUCUCUUUGGAUGUGUUUAUAAGUUCUCCAAAAGCCAAGGGUGGAAUUUAGAGAGUCCGCUGAGGGAAAUGUUCACAGCAGAGGCGACAAUAGGCCCCACAAGAGAUGUACUGUCACCCACCAACUAUGAAGAUCAAGUCAACCUCGCAGUUCAAGAAUCUCAGCCAACCACAAUUGCCACCAGGAGCAUCAGCGGAGACAGGACUUAUAUAUAGAUUUGAAUGAACUGUUGCCAGAUGAAGUAAGUUCUGAUGCUGGGUGCUUGUAUAUCAGCCCUGCAAAUUUGACAUGUACUUAUUUUAUCAUUGAUCAGGGCAUACAAAGUGCAAUUUAUAGGAAAAAGACACAUCUGCAUCUAGUCCAGAAUACCUGGCCAAACUGCAUGGGUGGCCAAAGAGCAAUAUAUGCAUUAUUGUAUGAAUCUUGAACGAAUCUGCACCAUUCACCGACAUAUUAUUUGAAAUGUUUAGCUUCAGUAAUUGAAUUGAUGCACUUAAAUUAAUCAAGUCAUGUUCUUUUUUCAAAUUAAGAGUCCAUUCAUAAUACAGUGAUUCAUCUGUUUCACAGUUUUCAGGUAAAACUAUGCUCAAUAUUUCCA
This is a messenger RNA of Scophthalmus maximus (turbot), 3446 nucleotides long. Its product is annotated as sensor for unfolded proteins in the ER ire1. Gene Ontology annotation, molecular function: ATP binding; protein serine/threonine kinase activity; RNA endonuclease activity. Gene Ontology annotation, biological process: intrinsic apoptotic signaling pathway in response to endoplasmic reticulum stress; IRE1-mediated unfolded protein response; protein phosphorylation. The transcript is spliced from 7 exons. The record is from RefSeq and is a predicted model, not a curated record. Gene Ontology annotation, cellular component: IRE1-TRAF2-ASK1 complex. NCBI's taxonomy places the organism in Eukaryota, Metazoa, Chordata, Actinopteri, Pleuronectiformes, Scophthalmidae. The coding region runs from base 316 to 3063 and encodes 915 amino acids.